AUGUCUUACACCGCCUUCGCGCCCUCCUACACCUACGCGAGCCCCGCGUCUCCCAACGCCUUCUCCCUCUUCGCGUCCGCCCAGUCGCCGCGCGACACCUACCACACCUACGAGGACGCACGCCAGGUGCUGCGUCUCUCCAACGGGCACUCCUCUGUCAAGAGGACGAAGACCUCCGGCCUGAAGAAGAUCUUCGGGCUGUGA
Trametes versicolor FP-101664 SS1 is the source of this 204-nucleotide messenger RNA. RefSeq lists its product as uncharacterized. Bases 1 to 204 code for a protein of 67 amino acids. The record is from RefSeq and is a predicted model, not a curated record. NCBI's taxonomy places the organism in Eukaryota, Fungi, Basidiomycota, Agaricomycetes, Polyporales, Polyporaceae. The transcript has a single exon.